Messenger RNA from Episyrphus balteatus (marmalade hoverfly), 1887 nucleotides. RefSeq names its product transcription factor grauzone. Gene Ontology annotation, molecular function: zinc ion binding. Bases 98 to 1804 code for a protein of 568 amino acids. Lineage: Eukaryota; Metazoa; Arthropoda; Insecta; Diptera; Syrphidae. Gene Ontology annotation, cellular component: nucleus. The record is from RefSeq and is a predicted model, not a curated record. The transcript is spliced from 7 exons.
GUUUAUCACAAGAAAAAACGAAAAUAUUUGUGUUUUAUUUUAUUUUUUCAUAUUCUUUAAAAAAUUUAACAUUUAAACAACAAAUUAAAUACAAAAAAUGAUUUGUAGACUUUGUUUAAAAGAUAUCCUUGAAGUAAUAAAUAUAUUUGAUGAAAUUGGAAUCGAAUUGAACGUCGUUGGCAUAUUGAAAAAAUACUUUUGGUUUGAGCCAAAAAUUGAUGAUCCAAUAUCAACAGCAAUAUGCAAUGAUUGUUGGCUAAGAGUAUUCAGUUUCCACGAAUACUAUUUAUCAGUGGAAGAAGCUCAUCGUUUGUUAGCCGAAAGAUUCUUUGUCAAAGCUCCAUCUCCAUUGAUAGAGACCCUUGACGAAGUAAAUGAUGAAAAUGAGAAUUCCUCUGAAGACGUUAAGGAUGAUGAUCAACAUGAUGAUCCACAUGAUGAUGAAUUGCCUUGGGAUGUGGAAGAAGUUAAUUUCACUUAUCCACUUUUAGAAGAAGAAGAAAAACCCGAAGAAUGUGAAUAUGCAAUUAAUGAUUUAAUUGUCGAAGCCCUUGAAGAUACUAAAGAAGAUAUCAAAGAUGUUGACAUCAAACCGCAAGCAGAAGAGCUUUUUGAAAGCAAUGAACGUUCUUUAUCCCUUCGCACUAGAACUAUAACCAAUGUAAAACACACCCCCGAAACAGAGACCAACCAAACAAAGGCAAAAAGAAAACUACUCAAGAAAUCUCCAGCCGAGAGAGCUCUUGAAAAAGAAUCCAAAUACAAUAUCCGCGCCAAGGAAUAUGAUGAUUUGAUAGCUAAAAACAUGAAACUUGCUUGUGAGCUGUGUAAUAUUGAUUUGGUGGAUUUCACAGCUUUGCGUCAACACUUUUGGAAUGCACAUGGACAAAAGGGUUAUGUUAUUUGUUGCAACAAAAAGCUAUUCAAACGGGUGCUUCUUGUGGAUCAUAUCAAUAAACAUCUUGAUCCGGAAUAUUUUAAAUGCCAAGAUUGUAAUAAAGUAUUUGCUGAUAAGCAAUGUUUAAAGAAUCACAUGCUUAUUAUACAUCAGUCGGAUGAGGAGAAACCAUUUCAAUGUGAAUUUUGUGCAAAACGUUUCAUCAAGCAAUACCUGCUGGAACAGCAUCAAGUUAUGCAUGUGCCGAUAGAAGAACGAAAAUUUCCCUGUGAUUAUUGCCCCAAAGUGUUUGCCAGCGAAAAUACGCUUAACACCCAUCGUAAAAACUCUCACCUACAUGAAAAUGGUCGAAUGUGUCAUAUAUGUGCCAAAGUUAUUCGUGGCAGAGCACUGUUUGAAAGGCAUCAACUCGAACACAAUGGAGUCAAACAACCAGAAAUUCAAUGUGAAAAAUGUGGAUCUUGGUUGAAAAACAAACACAGUCUACAAAAACAUAUGCGUCGUCAUAAUGAAGAAGGAAAAAAAUACACAUGUAAUAUUUGUAACAAAGUGGCGCCCAAUCAAAGUGCACUACGAAGUCAUAUACGUUAUGUCCAUUCCUCAGAACGAUCAUAUGCGUGUAGUGUUUGUGACAAAUCAUUUAAGAAACCUCUUAACUUGAAAGAACACAUGACAACGCACACAGGAGAAGUUUUAUAUUCAUGCCCGCAUUGCCCAAAAACUUUCAAUUCGAAUGCAAAUAUGCAUUCUCAUCGAAAAAAGGUGCAUCCCCGAGAAUGGGAAGCAAAUAGAAAACAUCGAAAAGGCAAAGUUGCUAGUGGCUCGGCAACUGUAGUACAAAAAACCACUGAAACCAUUGAUAGUGGUAAUGAAAUCAUCCAUGAAGAAGAAAAUACAGAAAGCUGAAGAAUCUAGUAAAUCAAUUGAAUGGUUUUGUUUUCGUGGGAUAGUAUUUAAGUUUGACUUACAGUAAUUAGAUUCUAGUUCUG